AUGCGCGUCUCAUCAGGCAUCCUUCUCGCCCUCCCGGCGCUUGCUGUCGCCGAGGAGCAGCAGAUCCCUAUCCUCGACAAGGUCAAGGGCUUCUUCAACAAGGCGUCUGCUGCCGUGUCCUCUACUAUCUCGGCCUCAAUGCCAUCGGCGCCAGUCGAGGCAGCAGCCAGCGAGGCAGCGGCCAAGGUGGUCGAGGUGAUCCAGCACCCGUUGACUCUGGAGAACUGGAAAGACGUCUUGACAGUCGACCCGACCGCCAGCCCGCCCACCACCCAGGACUGGCUUGUCUUCACCACAGGUGGCAACAACACAUGCUUCGGCCUUUGCGGAAACGCCACCAAGGCCUGGAAUGCCUCUACCCCCUUCAUCGCCGCCAUGCCCAACGCGCCCAAGCUCGCGUACCUGGAUUGCGAAACCGAGGGCGUUCUGUGCAACUCGUGGUCCAUUCAUGCGCCAUCGCUGUACUACUUCCAGAUCCCCAAGCCGCUCCCCGACCAGUCGGCGCCUGUCCCUGUCGCUCGCUACCAGGCAUUGAACCGCACUACCACCACCGCGGAGACGAUCAAGAAGCUCAUUGUCGACAACGAGAUCGCUGAGAUUGAGCCUUACUGGGGUCACUUCCACCCCUUCAAUGGCACCAUGCAGCAGUACAACCUCGCUGUUCCCUACGGCUACUUCACCUAUGGUUUCUCCAAGAUGCCUUCAUGGUUGCCCAUGAUCAUCAUCUCGUUUGUCAGCAGGUCUUUCAUGGGCAAUCGCAUGGCCGGACCCACCCCCGCCCAACGAGCACCACGGUAA
This is a messenger RNA of Bipolaris victoriae FI3, 798 nucleotides long. RefSeq lists its product as hypothetical. The record is from RefSeq and is a predicted model, not a curated record. Bases 1 to 798 code for a protein of 265 amino acids. The transcript is spliced from 3 exons. NCBI's taxonomy places the organism in Eukaryota, Fungi, Ascomycota, Dothideomycetes, Pleosporales, Pleosporaceae.